This is a messenger RNA of Coregonus clupeaformis (lake whitefish), 2690 nucleotides long. Its product is annotated as multidrug and toxin extrusion protein 1. Gene Ontology annotation, molecular function: antiporter activity; xenobiotic transmembrane transporter activity. Gene Ontology annotation, biological process: xenobiotic detoxification by transmembrane export across the plasma membrane. The record is from RefSeq and is a predicted model, not a curated record. Gene Ontology annotation, cellular component: membrane. Lineage: Eukaryota; Metazoa; Chordata; Actinopteri; Salmoniformes; Salmonidae. The transcript has 17 exons. The coding region runs from base 283 to 2184 and encodes 633 amino acids.
CUCUCUCUGUCUCCCCUUCCCUCUCUCUCUAUCUCUCUUUUCUUCUCCCUCCCCCUCUCUUCCUCUGGGAGGUAGCUAUUUAUUCAGUUACAGGGACGUGUGUGCGUGUGUCUUUCUCUGUCUCUAUAGACUGACUGACUCACUGACCGCGCUACGUUACUUCAAAGGGCACAAUCUCUCGCUCUCUUUCUGUCCCCCUUUCGCUCCCCCUUUCUCCCUCUCUCUUUCUCCCUCUCCCUCUCUCUCUCUCUCCCUCUCCCUCUCUCUCUCUCUCUCGGCUGAAUGGAGAAGGCAGAAUUUGCAGGUUCGUUGCCGGGGCCUUGCCUGGUUGCCGGGGAUGUAGCUGCCUUGUCGGGAGAGAUGCGGGGUGCAGGCGAGGAGUCGGCGGGGACAGUCAGUUCCAGACUGUUCCGCUGUGUGUGUGUCCGCCGUUGGAUACCCCUGGCCUACAGAGAGGAACUCUACCACGUACUGACACUCACAGGACCUCUGCUGGUGUCUCGGAUCCUGAACUUCUUGCUCCCGUUCGUCAUCACCAUAUUCUGUGGUCACCUUGGCAACACAGAGCUGGCAGGAUACGCACUGGGCUCCGCGGUGCUCAAUGUGACCACUACCGCUACGGGCUACGGGCUGGCUCUGGCCUGUGACACGCUCGUCUCUCAGACAUUUGGCAGCAGUAACCUGCACCGUGUGGGGGUGAUCCUGCAGAGAGGAGUGCUGAUCCUGCUGCUGUUCUGUCUGCCCUGCUGGGGCCUCCUCAUCAACGCCCAAAACAUCCUACUAGCCAUGAAUCAGGAGAAGGAGGUGGCACGGAUCGCCCAGCUUUAUGUGAUGAUCUUCCUGCCUGCUGUUCCUGCUAUGUUCCUGCACCAGUUGCAAACAACUUACCUACAGAACCAGGGGAUCAUCCUACCUCAGGUGUACACAGCAGCAGCAGCUAACCUCAUUAACCUGGCUGUCAACUACAUCUUGAUCUUCAGCCUGGAGAUGGGAGUCAUAGGCUCUGCUAUAGCUAACAGCCUGUCUCAGAUCACCAUCUGUCUGUUACUCUACUCAUACAUCUGCUGGAGAGGCCUCCACAAGAACACAUGGGCAGGCUGGUCCAGUGAGUCCCUCCAGGAGUGGGGUUCCUACAUGCAGCUGGCCAUCCCCAGCACCCUGAUGGUCUGCUUCGAGUGGUGGGUCUGGGAGAUAGGAGGCUUCCUGGCUGGUAUGCUAGGAGAGGUGGAUCUUGCAGCACAGCAUGUCUUGUUGGAGAUAGGAGCCAUUACCUACAUGUUCCCUCUAGGUGUCCAUGCGGCUGCCUGUGUGCGUGUGGGGAACGCUCUGGGAGCAGGAGACACCUCCAGGGCUCUACUCACCUGUAAAGUAGCCCUGGUGCUCUCAGGAGUGCUGGCUGUGUUCCAGGGUAUAGCCAUUGGUAGCUCCAGACAUGUCUUAGGCUACAUCUUCACCUCAGACCAAGCUAUAGUGGACAACGUAUCAGUGAACCUGGGGCUGUACACAUUCAUACAGUUCUUUGAUGCUCUACUGUGUGUGUGUUCAGGGAUCCUGGUAGGAGCAGGUAAACAGAAGAUAGCUGCUCUGUCUAACCUGGUCUCGUACUAUUGCAUUGGCCUUCCAGUUGGCAUCGCUCUGAUGUUCGCUGCCAAGCUCAGGAUACUAGGUUUGUGGGCGGGUCUCUUUCUCUGUGUCAUCCUCCAGACUGGGUUCUUCAUUGUCGUCAUCUUCAAACUCAACUGGCAACACGUAACCAAGGAGGCCCAGGUGCGUGCUGGGAAGAGAGGGCUGGGAACGUGUGUUCCAGCGAAGCCUCCUAUUGGUCAGCCGCUGAUUAAAACUCUGCUUCCAGAAGGCUCUCGAAGCACUGACAUGUCCCAGCCAGAGGGCGAUGAAUCCAAACCGCCUGGUUACACCCAGGGAGGAGGAGGAGGAGGUGAGGAGGAGGAGCAGGAGGAGGAGGGCCCAGGUGUCCAGUCCAAAGGUCUGCUGUCUGCCUCCCAGCUGGUUCUGAGGAGAGGUUUCACUAUGCUGGCUGCAGUACUCCUCCUAGCCACAGGGGUCGCUGUUCACCUGGCCUGUCCCCCUCCUGCACUCUCCAUCCACAGCCGCUCCAACCUCACCUUGGACUGGACCAACUCCUCCACCCCCACACCCCCCCUGGAGCUCAACUCACCCCUCUGAGACAGGAGAGGAGGGACUGGGUUGUCUCUCUGCAGGGAGUGUAUGAAGUGUACAGCACAGCGCUGGGGUCCUGAGACUCUCCUGACCACUGACCUGUCAAACCUCAGGUCAGAGGAACAGCUGCCCCCGUCUCCUCUCCCCCGUGGCCGUCUGCACUACUGUUCCUUCUGAAGAUAUGCUUUCAGUCUCCUAACAUGUUUCCAAUAUAACUGUCUUUCAUUGUGAUGUCACCUCAGCCUAAUGUUGACUUCAACAGUUUUAAUCUAAUUUCACUGGAAGCAUGGAAUCAGUGUAAAUGUCUGAUGUCCAAUCUAUGGGAUUGUUUCCAAUUGUAUGUUGAUAUAUUUGCACUUGUUUCUACUGUGUAUAGCUAAAUCACUGCAAUUGGCCUACUACCAGUUGAAACAGUGCUUUCAAAUUGUCAAAUAAUAGACUAACAGUGAGUUCUCAUUGAAAUGUCCAGCCCAAUGACAAGUGGUCAAAUCAAUAAAAAAAAGUAUUCUAUU